AAUGUCUGACCCGAGCUCCAGGCGCAGGCUGGAGCUCCGGGUCCCCGUUGCCGCCGCGCCCGGGCGCACCCGCCCGCUCGCUGUCCCGCGCACCCCGUCUCGUCGCGGGCUUCCGGGCGCGGCCGAGGAACCGGCCCGGCGCGCCCCCCACCUCCUCCACGGGAAGCGUUGAUGAGACGCUUGAACUGCAGCUGCCACCGCUGCUGUGGGGCCGGCGGCGAGCGGCUCCGCGACGGGGACCUGGGCUGGGCGCAGGGGCCAGGAGCGGGACGACGAUGUGACUCCGCCGCCGGGGACCCGUGAGCUUUGUGUGGACCCCGAGUUCCACCAGGUGAGAAGAGUGAUGACCAUCCUUUUCCUUACUAUGGUUAUUUCAUACUUCGGUUGCAUGAAGGCUGCCCCCAUGAAAGAAGCCAACCUCCGAGCACAAGGCAGCUUGGCCUACCCAGGUGUGCGGACCCAUGGGACUCUGGAGAGCAUGAAUGGGCCCAAGGUGGGUUCAAGAGGCCUGACGUCCUCGUCGUCUUUGGCUGACACUUUUGAACACGUGAUCGAAGAGCUGUUGGACGAGGACCAGAAAGUUCGGCCCAGCGAGGAAAAUAAUAAAGACGCGGACAUGUACACGUCCCGGGUGAUGCUCAGCAGUCAAGUGCCUUUGGAGCCCCCUCUCCUCUUCCUGCUCGAGGAAUACAAAAAUUACCUGGAUGCCGCAAACAUGUCCAUGAGGGUCCGGCGCCACUCGGACCCCGCCCGCCGCGGGGAGCUGAGCGUGUGUGACAGCAUCAGCGAGUGGGUGACCGCAGCGGAUAAAAAGACUGCAGUGGACAUGUCGGGCGGGACGGUCACGGUCCUUGAAAAAGUCCCCGUCUCGAAAGGCCAGCUGAAGCAGUACUUCUACGAGACCAAGUGCAAUCCCAUGGGUUACACGAAGGAGGGCUGCAGGGGCAUAGACAAGAGGCAUUGGAACUCCCAGUGCCGAACUACCCAGUCGUACGUGCGGGCCCUCACCAUGGAUAGCAAAAAGCGUAUUGGCUGGCGGUUCAUACGGAUAGACACUUCUUGUGUAUGUACACUGACCAUUAAGAGGGGAAGAUAGUGGCUUUAUGUUGUAUAGAUUAUAUUGAGACAAAAAUGAUCUAUUUGUAUAUAUACAUAACAGGGUAAAUUAUUCAGUUAAGAAAAAAAUUAAUUUUAUGAACUGCAUGUAUAAAUGAAGUUUAUACAGUACAGUGGUUCUACAAUCUAUUUAUUGGACAUUUCCAUGACCAGAAGGGAAACAGUCAUUUUUUGCGCACAACUUUAAAAAGUCUGCUUUACAUUCCUCAAUGUUGUGGUUUGUUGCCGUUGCCAAGAAUUGAAAAACGUAAAAAAAAAAAAAAGUUUAAAAAAUACUACUAAUAAAUUGCAUGCUGCUUUAAUUGUGAAUUGAUAACAAACUGUCCUCUUUCAGAAAACAGACAAAAAAAGAAAGAAAAAGUCUAACAAAAAUUUGAACCAAAACAAUCCGUUUACAUUUUAGACAGUAAGUAUCUUCGUUCUUGUUAGUACUCUAUCUGUUUUACUGCUUUUAACUUCUGAUAGCGUUGGAAUUAAAACAAUGUCAAGGUGC
This is a messenger RNA of Bubalus bubalis (water buffalo), 1609 nucleotides long. RefSeq names its product brain derived neurotrophic factor (gene BDNF). Gene Ontology annotation, molecular function: growth factor activity; nerve growth factor receptor binding. NCBI's taxonomy places the organism in Eukaryota, Metazoa, Chordata, Mammalia, Artiodactyla, Bovidae. Bases 344 to 1096 code for a protein of 250 amino acids. The transcript is spliced from 2 exons. The record is from RefSeq and is a predicted model, not a curated record. Gene Ontology annotation, biological process: memory; regulation of neuron differentiation; neuron projection morphogenesis.